AUGCCGGGAAUACAAACUUUUACAUCUACCUCCUAUCUGGCCUUGCCGCCAACGACAGCGGCAUUCUGGCAAUAUGUCUCGUCGUCCAUGAUAACUCAUUCUCUCCAGACUGUUCUUUCAGCAUCGAGCAAUCCGACAAAGAGAUACACAAUAUCCUCUAUCAUAACAUCUUUCGCCCAGUUUCAACAUGUAAUUGGGUCCAUUAUGUCCAGCUCUGACGACGCCGGAGCCGAGUAUUUCGAGUGGUUCUUGGUGAACCAGUUAAACUUGACACCAGAAAAGAUCAACGAUAGGUGGACAUCUGUGAGGGAAGCAAUGAAGGAAUCCCUCAGCGCAUUAGUAGAAGCUAGUCUAAAAUCAAGCCGACGGAAGAAUGCGAUGCUUCACCCGGCGGUUCUGGAGGCUAAGGAAAUUCUUCACGAGAUGCAAAUCGACGAUCGGGACACUGGUGUCACCGUUAAAACAGGAAGCCAUUCACCAAAACCUUUGGCAAGACGGCUGGGAAAACAAGGGUUCUUGGACGUUGAGGAAUACACUCUUCGCAGCGAGUUUAUGGCUUUCCGACGUGAUACUCCUGGUCCAAAUGGCCGCUCCACAGCACAGACACCUCGACCUGUCUGCCCCUCCUCAAUACUCUCACUAAGGGUUUAUCACGACGGGUUGCUAUCUGUGGAUUCGAGGCAUGCCUUCCAACCUGGACCACCCAAGACUCCUGUUUCAAAACUUCAACGCGAUUCUAUCCAGAAUCAACUGCGUAACAAACGAUUCCCCUCCAACAUAGAAUCGCGCGGUUCCUCGGUCUCUUUCCUCGAGAGGCAGUUCGCUGAAGCCAUGCACAUCAUGCCAAUUAGGUAUCGUGACCCUGUUGAACACGACCUGGAACUCUCCCGUCUUCUUGACUCCUACGACCCCGAUUACGAUGGUAGAUUCUACGACGAGAAAUCCGACGCUAUCAGUGUAUCAGUUUCCCCUAAAUCUCGGGCAGGAAGCGUUGUGAGCAUUCAAUACCCACCCGCGUCUCCGGCAGAAUUCCCAAGCAAAGAAUCUACAGUUGUACGGGAGCACAUCCUCUACAGCCGGCCGGUGAGCGGUGCCGGAAGUGAUGUUAGCGAAGUCAGCACUAUCGGCAAAGUCACCCGUAAAAAUAGCCAGUUCACCUGGAAGGGUGACUGGGAAACAGAGGACGAAGACGAGUUCUACCGUGAGGCCCUUAAAUACAGCCCUGGAAGAUAA
This is a messenger RNA of Orbilia oligospora ATCC 24927, 1233 nucleotides long. RefSeq lists its product as uncharacterized. Lineage: Eukaryota; Fungi; Ascomycota; Orbiliomycetes; Orbiliales; Orbiliaceae. Bases 1 to 1233 code for a protein of 410 amino acids. The record is from RefSeq and is a predicted model, not a curated record. The transcript has a single exon.